AGGAAGUACCGCAUUCACACAGGGACUUGUAGUUUUCAUAGCUCUAUCAGUCUGUGGGUUAGCGCGUUGUUUUAGAGCGCUUUAUACACACACACACACGAGCGGAGUCGAGUCUUUGGAUCGGUUUAGUGGCUCGUGUGAGUGUUUGAGUGAGAGCUAAAAGCGCUGUUCUGGAUCGAUCUGGAACCUUCCACACGCGCCCCUCCCGCGCUCACGCUACCCAUAAGCCACCGCGCGCGCCUCCAUUCUUCUCUCCAUCCAACAUGUCCAUGACAGAGGGUCCGUUAACCGUGCUCGGCCAGAGGACGACCGGCGAGUCCGUGAGGACUCAGAACGUCAUGGCCGCUGCAUCCAUUGCUAACAUCGUGAAGAGCUCUCUGGGUCCCGUCGGCCUGGACAAGAUGUUAGUGGACGACAUCGGAGACGUGACCAUCACCAAUGAUGGAGCCACCAUCCUGAAGCUGCUGGAGGUGGAGCACCCGGCGGCUAAGGUCCUCUGUGAGCUAGCAGAGCUGCAGGAUAAGGAGGUUGGAGAUGGCACAACAUCAGUGGUGAUCAUCGCUGCUGAGCUGCUGAAGAGUGCCGAUGAGCUCGUCAAACAGAAGAUCCACCCCACCUCCAUCAUCAGUGGAUACAGACUGGCCUGCAAGGAGGCAGUCAGAUACAUCAGUGAGAACCUGACCAUCAGCACUGAUGAUUUGGGCAGAGAGUGUCUCAUCAAUGCUGCCAAGACUUCCAUGUCCUCUAAGAUCAUUGGAGUUGAUUCAGAUUUUUUUGCUAAUAUGGUGGUGGACGCUGCCCUGGCUGUGAAGUUUGUUGAUGGGAAAGGUGUUGCUCGCUAUCCCAUCAACUCUGUGAAUGUGCUGAAGGCUCACGGACGCAGCCAGAAAGAGAGUUUCCUCGUCAACGGAUACGCACUUAACUGCACUGUCGGAUCACAAGGAAUGGUGAAGCGUGUGUCCAAUGCCAAGAUAGCCUGUCUGGACUUCAGCCUGCAGAAAACUAAGAUGAAGCUGGGUGUUCAGGUGCUCAUCAGCGAUCCGGAGAAACUGGACCAAAUCAGACAGAGGUGA
This is a messenger RNA of Sinocyclocheilus grahami, 1073 nucleotides long. Its product is annotated as T-complex protein 1 subunit alpha-like. The transcript has 7 exons. Gene Ontology annotation, biological process: protein folding. Bases 264 to 1073 code for a protein of 269 amino acids. Gene Ontology annotation, molecular function: ATP binding; ATP-dependent protein folding chaperone; ATP hydrolysis activity. Lineage: Eukaryota; Metazoa; Chordata; Actinopteri; Cypriniformes; Cyprinidae. The record is from RefSeq and is a predicted model, not a curated record.